AUUUCGCUAGCGAUUUAUAAAACGCUCAUUAGAAUGCUAACACAUUUAAAUCUCUAAUUGAAAGUAAACCCGCACAGUGGCUAUUUCUACCUAACACAGCCAUUUCAUAGCCUUCAGCGUACGCGAGCGCGAUUCCUUCACAACGUGAGCAAUUGAAUAUCCCGCAGCAUUUAGCGCGUUGUGACGUAAAUCGGCUGAACAGUUAGUUUGCACUCGGUAAAUGCGAUAAUUGGACGAGAGAAUGAAGGAAACUCAAUUAAAUUUGUUACGCAUUUCCUUUGGCGUUUUAAGUUUCCUUUUGUAUUUAAAAGCUACAACAACAGCAGCGCUAACAGCUGCCGAAUGGAGACAACGAACUCCAGUACAAACGUUAGCUGCACAGCCGCGAAGCAAUGCCCUACAGCGCAACGUACGACGCUUGCAGCCUUUUACUCGUAAUGCUUUAUUAACUCCCACUGGUCAAAUAGCAGCUGAAGCUGAAGCUGCACACCGCCACAAUGAUGAGCACUCAGCGCUAACGAAAACGCUUGCAAAUACCCACUCGCGUUUUGUGCGAGCAGCAGAUGAUGCCGGCGGCGAGGCGGACAGCGGUGCGACUUCGCAGUGGUUCAGCGAUAAUUUUGGACAAAUGAUGCAAACGUUGGUUGAGUUGGCGGGAAUUGUUAUUGGUGCUAUCUGGAGGCUUUUUGCCUAGCAAUUUAAUGGCGAUACGAAUGAGUGAGGCUAUGUAGAAAGCAGCAGGUGAAAGGAGUCAAGGCUGAAUGUAAAUACAUACAUAUGUAAGUUUGAAUUUCAAUUGCUGAAGGUUAUGCAAAUACUAUGUGAAUGGAUGGAGCUUGCUGUAAUUAACGUUAAUUCUUUGAUUACUUUAAACGCUGUUCGGUACUUGAUAACGUUUAU
Messenger RNA from Rhagoletis pomonella (apple maggot), 900 nucleotides. RefSeq lists its product as uncharacterized. The transcript has 2 exons. NCBI's taxonomy places the organism in Eukaryota, Metazoa, Arthropoda, Insecta, Diptera, Tephritidae. The record is from RefSeq and is a predicted model, not a curated record. The coding region runs from base 242 to 694 and encodes 150 amino acids.